Molecule: messenger RNA, 2541 nt
Organism: Cucurbita maxima (winter squash)
Lineage: Eukaryota; Viridiplantae; Streptophyta; Magnoliopsida; Cucurbitales; Cucurbitaceae
Product: endoglucanase 6-like
Exons: 9
Coding region: 139-1998 (619 amino acids)
Biological process (GO): carbohydrate metabolic process
Molecular function (GO): carbohydrate binding; hydrolase activity, hydrolyzing O-glycosyl compounds
Source: RefSeq, a predicted model, not a curated record
CCCAUCUUCUCUUCCACUGCCCACCCCACAGUCAUCUCUUUCCCUCUUCCUCAUCCCUUCCCCUUAAGGGGUCCCUCUGUUUUCCCCUCAUAAAUCCCACGGGCAUUGCCAUUUCCCCUUCCAAUUCCUUCACAAAACAUGGAAAAUCCCAUCCUACCCAUUGCUCUGUUUCUGGUAAUUUUUGCCCCCUCUGCGCUGGGCGGCCAUGACUACGGCCAAGCUCUCAGCAAGAGCAUUCUGUUCUUCGAAGCUCAGAGAUCCGGCUACCUCCCCCACAACCAGCGCGUCACUUGGCGGGCCAACUCCGGCCUCCAAGAUGGCAAGGCCAGCGGGGUGGAUCUAACCGGAGGAUACUACGACGCCGGCGACAAUGUGAAGUUCGGACUGCCGAUGGCAUUCACGGUGACGAUGAUGAGUUGGAGCAUUGUGGAAUACGGGAAACAAAUGGCCGCUAAUGGCGAACUUGGACAUGCCCUUGACGCCGUGAAAUGGGGCACCGAUUACCUCAUCAAAGCCCACCCCGAACCCUAUGUUCUUUAUGGAGAGGUGGGAGAUGGGAACACGGACCAUUACUGCUGGCAGCGGCCGGAGGACAUGACGACGGACCGACGAGCUUACAAGAUCGACCCGAGCAAUCCCGGGUCGGAUCUCGCAGGGGAAACCGCCGCCGCCAUGGCCGCUGCCUCGCUCGUCUUCCGCCACUACAACCCCUCCUACGCCAAUGAGCUCCUCUCCCAUGCCCGCCAGCUGUUCGAGUUCGCGGACAAAUACAGAGGAAAAUACGACAGCAGUAUUACUGUCGCUCAAAAGUACUAUCGAUCUGUCAGUGGCUACAAUGAUGAGCUACUGUGGGCAGCUGCUUGGCUGUAUGAGGCAACAAGCAAUCAAUAUUACUUGAAUUACCUGGGAGAAAAUGGGGACUCCAUGGGAGGAACUGGUUGGAGCAUGACUGAAUUUGGCUGGGAUGUCAAAUAUGCUGGUGUCCAAACCCUUGUCGCCAAGUUCUUAUUGCAAGGACGAGCGGCUCAUCAUGCUCCCGUGUUCGAGAGGUAUAAGGAAAAGGCUGAAAAUUUCUUGUGUUCUUGCAUGAAGAAAGGCACUCGUAAUGUUCAGACUACGCCCGCCGGUCUCAUCUUCCGUCAGAGAUGGAACAAUAUGCAGUUUGUUACCAGCGCUUCAUUUCUCGCCACUGUCUAUUCCGAUUAUCUCUCUUCCUCCGGUGGCAAUUUGAGGUGUGCCGCCGGCAAUGUCCCACCUUCUGGGCUUCUUGGCUUUGCAAAAUCUCAGGUGGAUUACAUUCUUGGAGACAAUCCCAGAGCUACGAGUUACAUGGUGGGAUAUGGAAACAAUUACCCACGACAAGUCCACCACAGGGGAUCUUCCAUUGUUUCGAUCAAGGUCAAUUCUGCCUUUGUCAGCUGCAGGGGUGGCUAUGCCACAUGGUACAGCAGGAAGGCAAGCGACCCCAACCUCCUCUCCGGUGCCAUUGUUGGUGGACCUGAUGCCUAUGACAACUUUGCUGAUGAAAGGGACAAUUAUGAACAAACUGAGCCUGCUACCUACAACAAUGCUCCAAUUCUUGGUAUUUUAGCCAGACUCAGUGGUGGUCAUAGUGGCUACAAUCAGCUCCUUCCAGUGCUUCUUCCUCCUGUUAAUCAUCCAGAUCCAUCUGCACAGUCCAAGACUCUUCCAUCUCCAGUGUCGUCUUCUACUCCAAUUACUGUUGAGCAGAAGAUGACAAGUUCCUGGACUGCUAAGGGAAAGACUUACUACAGGUACUCAACAAAAGUGACUAACAAGUCACCAAAAAGUCUCAAAGAUCUGAAACUUUCGAUAUUCCGACUUUACGGUCCUCUCUGGGGUUUGGAGAAAUCUGGUGAUUCAUAUGUCUUCCCAUCUUGGCUCAACUCAUUAGCUGCCGGAGAAAGCCUUGAGUUUGUGUACAUUCACACAGCUUCUCCAGCCAAUAUCUCAGUCUCCAGCUACACUCUCUUCUAAAUAAGGGAAAGAAUGUAAGAAACCAAACCAAGGAGAUACAUCAUACAAGCUUUGGCAGUUCAUGGAAUGGUGUAAGAAUUGUGCAGUUAUAGAUAGCGAAGUCUCGAACGAUCUCGAUCUCAUUCCGUUACCAUUUUUUUUCAAAAGAAAGUUGAUAUUCAUGCGUGAUAGAGUGAGUUUGCAUAGGUUUUUAGAUGCAAUUAGGGUAAAUAAUGGUGCUGAAGUUGGGGGAAGAAAGGAGAGAAGAGAGUUUGAAAUGGUGCUCAUCCUCUUUCUCCACCUCUUCAAAGCUAUAUAGACAGAAUGAACAGCUGAGUGUCAGAGAAGCAACCAAAGAUGGCUGCCUUCUUCUCAACGAAUUGGCAAGAGAGUUCUUAAUUUCUUUCUUUGAAUUGUGAAGUUGCUUUGUGUAUGUUUUAGAUGAGUGUUUUGCUACAUUUUCUUGUUCUUCACACUCAAAUAUAGUUUGUGAAACAUGGUGUGUUUUUUUGCUUAUCUUGUUACAGUUGAAUCAUUGCUACAAUCAAAACUUUGUAUUUUUUC